Papilio xuthus (Asian swallowtail) is the source of this 1345-nucleotide messenger RNA. NCBI's taxonomy places the organism in Eukaryota, Metazoa, Arthropoda, Insecta, Lepidoptera, Papilionidae. The record is from RefSeq and is a predicted model, not a curated record.
GUCACAAAACAAACGUCAUCGAGUCUUUGAAGUUGUCAUUUCUUCUAGUUUUCAAGGAAAGUACUGAAUAUCGACAUUAAGAAACAAAGUAUUUCAAACUUAAAACGAAUCAAAUCUAAUCAUGGCCAACAUACCAUUAAUGUACGCUCAAGAAGAUUGUGAACUCGGAGGAAAGGAAUCGAUAGAGGACGAUUUCGCGUAUCGCAACAAUGUGAUGAAUGCUGACAAGGAGAUCCGUUUAGGAUUUGUACGCAAGGUGUACGGUCUUCUCACAGUUCAGCUGCUGGCUACUGUGGCUAUUGCAGCAGUCUUCUUGCUUGUCAAACCAGUACAACUGUUCAUUCACCAAAAUGAUUGGAUGGUAUUCAUUGCCUUCAUCUUGAGUAUAGUCACAUUGUUUGCACUAAUCGCCAAACGCCGGGAUUCUCCUGCCAACUUUUACCUCCUUGCUGCAUUUACUGCCGUCCAAGCAUAUACUGUGGGUGUGGUGGUAUCGUUUUACGAUACAUUCAUAGUGCUACAGGCGCUUGCUAUCACCUUUGCAGUUGUCUUGUCACUCACCCUCUACACGCUCAACACUAAACGUGACUUCUCUUUCAUUGGAUAUGGACUGGUGGCUGGACUCAGUGUGCUGAUUGUUGGCGGUCUGAUUCAAAUCUUCCUGCAGAGCUCCGCCUUCGAAGUUGCGCUGUCUUUCGCCGGAGCAAUCUUUUUCAGUCUCUUCCUCAUCUUUGACACCCAGCAGAUGAUGACCACAUUGUCUCCGGAAGAGUACAUCCUUGCUACCAUCAAUCUGUAUAUGGACAUUAUCAAUCUGUUCCUAUACAUUCUUCGUAUCUUAAACGAAAUGAAUAGGAACUAGAUUGUACCUUUUUUCUUCAUAUUUUUUGGGACACAUGUUCUUCAAGAGUUUUAAGUUUAUUGAUGUUAAAUUGUAAUAGAAUUUUUUAAUGUUUUCAGUUUUCUUGUAGAGUUCAAUCCGAAUUAAAUAUUUUUGUUGUUUUCAAUGAAUUAACAUUCCUAUAUUGAUUAGAAAUUAUAUGUUUUUGGGUAACUCAAAAUUAUAUGUGCGUUAUUGCAAUGUUUAUAUGUACAUAUGCCUAUUUAUUUAUUUUCCUUUAUCCUAAUUGUAUAAUAAAGACUUAUUUGUUAAGCAUAUGUGAUUUUAUUACGCACUUAAUCAGCACAGUAUUAUUUUUAUUUGACAAUUCUAAGUUUGGCGGCAGAUUUAUCUAUGUGACUAUCUGUUAAUUUUAAAUCCUUUGACGGCCAUAAAUAAAUAUUAACUGAUGUUUGACAACGGCAUUGUUGUUGUAUUGAAAUUAAAUUAUAUAUUUGUUUGGAA